Diospyros lotus (date-plum) is the source of this 1185-nucleotide messenger RNA. RefSeq names its product elongation of fatty acids protein 3-like. Gene Ontology annotation, cellular component: endoplasmic reticulum membrane. NCBI's taxonomy places the organism in Eukaryota, Viridiplantae, Streptophyta, Magnoliopsida, Ericales, Ebenaceae. The record is from RefSeq and is a predicted model, not a curated record. The transcript has a single exon. Gene Ontology annotation, biological process: very long-chain fatty acid biosynthetic process; fatty acid elongation, saturated fatty acid; sphingolipid biosynthetic process. Gene Ontology annotation, molecular function: fatty acid elongase activity. The coding region runs from base 82 to 903 and encodes 273 amino acids.
UAGAUUGAUUGGGAAGCCUAAUGGAGAGGGAGAGAUAGAACCACUGCAGCCUUAUCUCACACACUGCCGGUGUCAUCUACAAUGGAGAGCCAGGGCUUCUUCUCCAAGAUCCAGUACUGGUUGGUGGAUCAGCCGGCAAUCACCCAAUUCUACUGGACGCCAGGCCAAACCCCGGCCGCCUCGCUGCGCUUCCUCAACCUCGCAGUCCUCGGCUACCUCUCCCUCACCCUUCUCCUCCACCGCCUCCGCCUUCCCCCGCUCCCCGCCGCGCUCCUCCGCCCCAUCUCCGCCGCCCACAACCUCCUCCUCCUCCUCCUCUCCGCCGCCAUGGCCCUCGGCUGCUCCCUUUCGGUCCUCUCCCAAAUGCCCCGCCCCCAGUGGCUCGUCUGCUUCCCCAAGCCCCAACCCCCCGCCGGCCCUGUCUUCUUCUGGGCCUACGUCUUCUACCUCUCCAAAACCCUAGAAUUCGUCGACACGCUGCUCAACAUCCUCGGCGGCCGCCGCCUCUCCUUCCUCCACGUCUACCACCAUGCCGCCGUCGUCGUCAUGUGCUACGUCUGGCUCUCCACCUCGCAGUCGCUGCUCCCGGUGGCGCUCGUCACCAACGCCUCCGUCCACACGCUAAUGUACACCUACUACCUGCUCUGCGCCAUCGGGAGGCGGCCGCGGUGGAAGAGAGUGGUCACCGACUGCCAGAUCGUGCAGUUCGUUUUCAGCUUCGCGGUGUCGGCGGCGAUGCUGUAUUACCAUUUCACGGGAUCGGGGUGCUCCGGGAUAUGGGGAUGGUGCUUCAAUGCCGUCUUCAAUGCUUCGCUCUUGGCGCUUUUCAUUGAUUUCCAUUCCAAUAACUAUGCCAGGAAGAAGAAGAUGAUCAGGGACGAAGACAAGGAUAAACGGACGUGAUUUGAUUUGUCUCUCUCUCUCUCUCUCUGUGCUAUAUUAUAUAGCAGAGUAAAUCUCUCUCUCUCUCUCUAUAUAUAAUAUAGCAGAGAUUAGAUGAACUGUUGAAAAAUCAACGGUCCAGAUUUACUGAUGGUUUUAGCUGAAUUCUGAUUGGAAUCUUCUAUUGGAAAAACUGCCCUUAUUGUUGUGCAAAUAAAUGUAAUUCUAUUCAUCACUACUUAACCAUGUGAUGCAAAUACCUUUUGUUUAACAUUUAAAGGCCAAAUCUUACUGUAAUUUUGA